This is a messenger RNA of Drosophila eugracilis, 2152 nucleotides long. Its product is annotated as tetraspanning orphan receptor. Gene Ontology annotation, cellular component: lysosomal membrane. The coding region runs from base 159 to 1460 and encodes 433 amino acids. The transcript is spliced from 5 exons. NCBI's taxonomy places the organism in Eukaryota, Metazoa, Arthropoda, Insecta, Diptera, Drosophilidae. The record is from RefSeq and is a predicted model, not a curated record.
CUCCCACAACCAAGGAAUAGUGUGCUUUCAUUUUCUGCGCUGCGCAGCAGUUAAAUAAAAUUUAAUACACCAUAAGGCAGCAUAUUAAAGUCGGAGUUGAAGUCCAGUGCAAGUUGCAUUGGCCCACAAAUCAAAGUCGCAGAUUCGUGGGGCGUGCAAUGUUCAGGAUCCAUCUGAAAAUGGGUCCGCAACGCAACCAGCUCCACAGCAACAGCAACAACCAUGGUGCCGCAGGAAGUAGCAGCACCACUGGGAACCGUCACCUGAAGGAAUUCACCUGCUGCUUCGGUUUGCAUGUCCACACGGCCACCUUGAUGAUCGGAUUGUGGCACCUGUUUUUAAACAUCUUGGCAUUAAGCGUUUUGGCUGUCAUAUGGCGCAAUCCCGAAAUGAUGGACGAAUUGGAAGGCGGAACUCACGACUACACCGUGGAUCUGAGUGCACCGGCCCUACCCACGCCACUGAGCAAGGUCGAACCACCGUACGCCUAUCGUGAUCACUCCUUCAACUAUCGUAAGCGUUACCAGAACUUCGACAUGGGCGGCUUGGUAUGCACCUGCAUGAUAGCCAUCACGCUGAUGAUGAUCUAUGGCACCAUCAAGGGAAAACCCUCGCACCUAUUGCCCUUCUUCUGUCUGCAGUUGUUUGAUUUCGCCAUUACCACUCUUACCGCCGCUGGAUAUUUGUGCUACCUGCAGGCCAUCCACAGCAUCAUUGCUGAAUCGCAUCGCUUGCCAUGGCGCGAGAAGCUGCUGGAACUGCCGCCAGAGGAGUUGGUUGUCGUGGUCCUUGUUGUCUUCAUUUGCAUUGUUUUCCUUAAGGCUUACUGCAUUGGUAUCGUAUGGCGCUGCUAUAAGUACUUGACCCUCCGUCAGCAACACGUUCGCACAUUGUUCCCCUUCCUGGAGCCACCAACUGGUGUGCACAGUGUGGGCGGAACUUUUGGUGCCGAGGAGCGGUCCUACUCUACUUUGUUGCCGAACUACGAUGAAGCUAUUGCCCAGUACUUGAAGCAGGCACCACCACCAUCCUACCAGGUGGCCAUGUCUAACUACGAGGAGGGCGAGGACGCUGCAGCUGAAGGGGCAGAGGUUAAUCCCUCUGUGGCUCCGCUCUUUGUGGCCCUUGGAGCAGCCACUACCGCUAACGCAGCUUCCAACACGGAUGACAACAUGGAUAACAACAAUGAUCAACCAAACAAUAACAACACGAUGCAUGUCAACGCCAAUACGCCGCCAAUGCGUCGUAGCGAUGCCGCUGUCAACGCCAAUGUAGAUGAGGAGGAUGAUGACCUGGAGGUGAUCGACGCUGGCGUUGAUGUCAUCGGGGGCAUUCCACCUCCGCCGCCGUACAAUGACGUGGCUGAUGCUCAGGUUCAGGUGCCAUCGCAAUCGCCGAUGCAUCGUCAAUCCAAUAUCCCGGGACAAGUAUUCAGCGGACGCGAUGAGAGCCAGGCCUAAGUUGUAGUUUGGUUUUGUUUGCUUCUCAUGGCGAGUGGGUUGUGAUCAUUGCUGACCACCCCUCUCCACAUCCUCUUCUUGCCCAGAUGAUCUGGUUUCUGGUCUAUCAUCUAACAGCUAUCAUUCCCAGGCACACAUACACGGUCUAUAUGGUUGCUUCAAUGUAUUGAUCAGUGUUUUUAGAGAAACGAAACGCAAACAAGUUUUCGCUUUUAGCCGUCGCUCAUUAUUGUUGUUUAACGUACAAUUAAGAUGCUCUAGUUGCUGCUCAUUUAGUAAAACAAAACAAGCAUUAAAACCAAAAACAUUUUGCGAUGCUGGCAACGAAAAGCUUCAAUUACUUUUCGGUCACAUCUGACCCGAACGUAGCUGCAACAAUCUGUUAGAACGUUUGUUUGAUUUGGCCCGAAUUAGUAAGAGUAUUUCGGAUAGUGUAGGCCCAAGUAGUUGUUACCAGAGUGUAUCGCUGGCAUUGUAGGCACCUUUUACAAUGUUCUUUGUUUUAAGCUAUCUCGUAAGAAUCUACGCAUAUUGAAUACCGAGUACUGAAUUCACAUCGCAGGCAAACAUAAUCCAUUAAUUAUGAUGAUAUUAUCAGCAACAGUAACGUUUUAUGUGUGUACAAUAUCUAAAUGUAUACUGUGUACUAAAUAUGCAGAGAUAUUCGAAUAAAUAUUAGUUUAUAUUUAAAA